This is a messenger RNA of Galleria mellonella (greater wax moth), 1687 nucleotides long. It is a transcript of the gene Urod, whose product is annotated as uroporphyrinogen decarboxylase. The transcript has 7 exons. Bases 459 to 1535 code for a protein of 358 amino acids. The record is from RefSeq and is a predicted model, not a curated record. Gene Ontology annotation, biological process: heme biosynthetic process. Gene Ontology annotation, cellular component: cytosol. Gene Ontology annotation, molecular function: uroporphyrinogen decarboxylase activity. NCBI's taxonomy places the organism in Eukaryota, Metazoa, Arthropoda, Insecta, Lepidoptera, Pyralidae.
GAGACCGUCAUAGUGACAGUGGAGUCGAUUCUAAAGCACAAUUUUUUUUAAACUAUGUCUCAAAUUAAAAUUUAAUUGUUAAAUCUUUAUUCUAAGGACCAAUAAGAACUAAAAUUUUCAUAUACUUAAGUAAAAAUUAUUAUAAAUUAACUUUUUAAUGAUUAACUAAACGCUAAUUUCACAAAAUUAAAGUCAAAUACUUUUGAUUGAGAAAUAGUUCCUCGAUUCUGAUAGCCCCAAUACCUACUUUGAUUGAUAUUGUGAAAUGUUUGACAAUUAAUAUCAUAGCACCUAUAGUUGAUAUAAAUAUUGAAACCAUUUUUUUAUUUUAACUUCAGUAAUAUAUAAAUUUAGUAACUGAGAGAUAAAUAAUUCCUAUUACUGAAAUAGGAAUAAUAAUAAUAAUACUAUACUAUAUUACUAUACUAUUACUGAAAUAACAAAAUAAUAGUGGCAAAAUGAACUUCACGAACAAGAAUUUUCCAGAAUUAAAAAAUGAUAGGCUAUUGCGGGCAGCACUAGGUAAAGAAGUCGACAAAAUUCCUGUUUGGGUAAUGCGACAAGCCGGCAGAUACCUUCCUGAGUUCCAAGAAGUUCGAGCUAAACAUGACUUUUUCACUGUGUGUAGAACACCUGAAUUAGCAUGUGAGGUGACAUUGCAGCCAUUAAGAAGAUAUAAAGACCUGGAUGCAUCCAUUAUAUUCAGUGACAUUCUUGUGAUUCCACAGGCUUUAGGCAUGACUGUUGAAAUGCAUACUGGUGUAGGUCCAGUAUUCCCCAAACCACUAAAUGAUCCCUCAGAAAUAGAUCAGUUACAGGAAGAAGGGGCAGUAUCCAGAUUGCUAUAUGUUGGGGAUGCUAUCAAUCUGACUAGGCAUAAAAUUGAAGGCAAAGUACCCUUAAUAGGUUUUACUGGUGCUCCUUUCACACUUAUGGGAUAUAUGAUUGAAGGUGGUGGAAGCAAAACUAUGUCUAAAACAAAAGAAUGGUUAGAAAAAUAUCCAAAAGAUGUACAUAAACUAUUGGGUCUUUUGACACGAGUAAUAAUAGACUAUUUAGUAAUGCAGGUUGACAGUGGUGCACAGUUACUGCAAGUAUUUGAAUCCAGCGCAGAUCAUCUUACACGGGACCAGUUUGCAGAAGUAGCAGCAACUUACUUAAAAAAUAUCAGGGAUGGAGUUAGAACUAAACUCAAUGAGAAGAAAUUGCCACAAGUUCCGAUGACACUUUUUGCCAAAGGCGCCGGGCAUUCCUUGGAUACACAGGCUCAAUUUGGAUAUGAAACUCUUGGAUUAGAUUGGACAGUGGAUCCAAUUGAAGCAAGAAAGAUAGUCGGCGAAAAUAUUACUCUGCAAGGCAAUCUCGAUCCUCAAGACCUCUAUAAAACUCCAGAAGAAAUAAAAAAACUAACAGUAGACAUGGUUCGGAAGUUUGGAAAAUACAGAUAUAUAGCCAACUUAGGCCAUGGCAUCACUCCACAAACUCCUUUAGAAAGCAUGACCGCUUUCACUGAGGCUGUACAUGAAGCUAUAUAAAAGACUGAUAAAAUAUUUGUUUUAUAUUUACAUAUUGUUUAUCAUGUUGAAGUAUAUUAAUUAUUUGGGUAAUAAAAAGAUUUAUUGGAAAGAAAGCAUCUAGUGAAACAAGAAUUUUCAUUUAUGUACAAUAUUUAUUAGGUUAUGAAAUC